Messenger RNA from Caretta caretta (loggerhead turtle), 586 nucleotides. NCBI's taxonomy places the organism in Eukaryota, Metazoa, Chordata, Testudines, Cheloniidae. The record is from RefSeq and is a predicted model, not a curated record.
GGAACCGCCCCCUUCCUUCCGGUUCCGCCGGGGAAGGUCACAGCGGCCGGAGUCGCCUUCCCCAUGGCGGAGCUGGGCGGCCUGGACGGGGGCCGGGACCCCGCGGUCUCCGAGCUGCAGCGGCUGGUGGCCGCUGAGCAGCAGCGGGCGCAGUUCACCGCCCAGGUUCAUAAUUUCAUGGAAGUUUGCUGGGACAAAUGUGUGGACAAACCUGGCUCAAAGUUGGACUCCAGAACAGAAGGCUGUCUAGCCAGCUGUGUGGACAGAUUCAUUGAUACCACAUUAUCCAUCACUAACCGCUUUGCUCAGGUUGUACAGAAAGGGGGACACUGACUACUGCAUUUCCCAGCUCCGGACAACCCACUCUUUCCUGUUGAGCUCAACAGACUUAUCAGCUGUCGGUGGAGCAUCAUCAUGUGUUCUAAGCUACACUUUAUGUGACACUUUCACGAAAUGCAGAAGUGGUUGAACAAUCAUUUGCGGAAAGCACAAUUGUCCCUGUGAAUUCUUUAGCUGCAUUGAACGGUUCAUAAAUGUGUCAUCGUACUGCAAUUUAAUAAAGCAUCAGGAACACUUGUCCAGACAA